Messenger RNA from Chaetomium fimeti, 636 nucleotides. RefSeq lists its product as uncharacterized. The record is from RefSeq and is a predicted model, not a curated record. The coding region runs from base 1 to 636 and encodes 211 amino acids. NCBI's taxonomy places the organism in Eukaryota, Fungi, Ascomycota, Sordariomycetes, Sordariales, Chaetomiaceae. The transcript has a single exon.
AUGGCUACAGUCCCUGAACCCAGUGCAUCUCACACCCGCGCCCCAAGCAGCCGGCAAGACGACCAAAUCUACAUCCCCUCCGAAGAGAACGAGUACGAGCUGUCCACAGCCGCUCCCAUCGACCCGCCACCGUCCUACCGCUCCCGCAAAGCCAGCACAACCCACGACCCCGCGACAGCACUGGCAACUCCCCCACCGUCCCAAGACCCAAACAUCACCAUCACCCACCCCGCGCCCGCCGCGCGGCCCUCAACCUCAUCCAACCCGCCCCCCUACCCACUGCCAACGCGAAACCCACGACGUUCACAGGCCCACAUAACCGACGCCACCACCACACCCUCUCCCAGCAGCACCAGCCGCCAGCGGCCGUCCCUAGGCGACAUAGCUUGGGCGGCGGUGCUGCUGCUGGUGGUGCUCUUCCUCGCGCUGGCGGCGCUCUUCUCGUGCACGGUGGCGGUGAUGAGCAUCGCACACCCGGGGCGCGUGACGUAUGAGAAUGCGGGGGCGUUCUUUGCGCGGGCGGGCUAUGCGGUGGUGGUGGAGGUUGGGGUGUUGUGUAUGGUUGGGGGGGUGUAUCUUUGCAUUCGGAGGAGGCGGGCGUGUGGGGGUGUUGUUCGUGAGGGGGGAGGGGGUUGA